AUGAAAACUAGGCUGUUUCCUUUUGAUUCAGGGGUGAGCUCGUGGGACCAGGAAGGAUCCUAUGAAGUCGCCAGUGCUUCUCUUCUGAAUGGAGACCUCUGGAUUCCAAUGAAGAGCAGUAACUUCAAGAAUCACCCAGAAGUGUUGAAUGUUCGAAUGCAACUGGAAAGCAAAGAACUGAUCAUCAAUCUGGAGAGAAAUGCAGGUCUCAUUGCCAGCAGUUUCACAGAAACCCACUACCUGCAAGAUGGUACAGAUGUCUCCCUCGCUCGAAAUUACACGGGUCACUGUUACUACCAUGGGCACGUGCAGGGAUAUUCUGAUUCCGUGGUCAGCCUCAGCACCUGCUCUGGUCUCAGGGGACUUAUCAUGUUUGAAAAUGAAACCUACAUCUUAGAACCAAUGAAAAAUACAACCCAGAGAUACAAACUCUUCCCAGCAAAACACCUGAAGAGCACCUGGGGACAGUGUGGGUUGCAUUGUAACGCAUCGGGCCUCUCUUCGGAUAAGAUGUUCUCGCUACCCUCCCACGUGUGGGCCAGAAGGCAUAAAAGAGAGACCCUCAAGAUGACCAAGUACGUAGAGCUGGUUAUUGUUGCGGACAACCGAGAGUUCCAGAGGCAAGGAAAAGAUCUGGAGAAAGUGAAGCAGCGAUUAAUAGAGAUUGCUAACCACGUCGACAAGUUUUACAGACCACUGAACAUCCGGGUCGUGCUGGUAGGCGUGGAAGUGUGGAACGACAUUGACAAGUGCUCCAUAAGUCAGGACCCGUUCACCAGCCUCCAUGAAUUUCUGGACUGGAGGAAGAUGAAGCUUCUACCUCGAAAAUCCCACGACAACGCACAGCUGAUCAGUGGGGUUUAUUUCCAAGGGACCACCAUCGGCAUGGCGCCCAUCAUGAGCAUGUGUACCGCGGAGCAGUCUGGGGGCGUCGUCAUGGACCAUUCAGACAGCCCCCUUGGUGCAGCCGUGACCCUGGCACAUGAGCUGGGCCACAAUUUCGGGAUGAAUCACGACACACUGGAGAGAGGCUGUAGCUGCCAGACGGCUGCCGAUAGAGGAGGCUGCAUCAUGAACCCUUCAACCGGGUACCCCUUCCCCAUGGUGUUCAGCAGCUGCAGCAGGAAGGACCUGGAGAGCAGCCUGGAGAAGGGGAUGGGGAUGUGCCUCUUCAACCUGCCGGAGCUCAAGCAGUCCUUCGGGGGCCAGAAGUGCGGCAAUGGAUACGUGGAGGAAGGAGAGGGGUGCGACUGUGGGGAGCCCGAGGAAUGCACGAAUCCCUGCUGCAACGCCACCACCUGUACCCUGAAGCCGGACGCCGUGUGCGCACAUGGGCUGUGCUGCGAAGACUGUCGGCUGAAGCCAGCAGGAACGGCGUGUAGGGCCUCCAGCAAUUCCUGUGACCUGCCGGAGUUCUGCACGGGGACCAGUCCUCACUGCCCAGCCAGCGUGUACCUGCAUGAUGGCCAUCCGUGUCAGGGAGUAGACGGCUACUGCUACAACGGCAUCUGCCAGACCCACGAGCAGCAGUGCGUCACGCUCUGGGGACCAGGUGCUAAACCUGCGCCUGGGAUCUGCUUCGAGAGAGUCAACUCUGCCGGUGACCCCUACGGAAACUGCGGCAAAGACUCCAAGAGCUCUUUCGCCAAGUGCGAGAUGAGAGACGCUAAAUGUGGGAAAAUCCAGUGUCAAGGAGGUGCCAGCCGGCCUGUCAUUGGUACCAAUGCCGUUUCCAUAGAAACAAACAUCCCACUGCAGGAAGGAGGCCGGAUUCUGUGCCGGGGAACCCACGUGUACUUGGGCGAUGACAUGCCGGACCCAGGGCUGGUCCUUGCGGGCACAAAGUGCGCAGAAGGAAAAAUCUGCCUCAAUCGCCGAUGUCAGAAUGUCAGCGUCUUUGGAGUUCACGAAUGUGUGGUGCAGUGCCACGGCAGAGGGGUGUGCAACAACAGGAAGAAUUGUCACUGUGAGGCCCACUGGGCACCUCCCUUCUGUGACAAGUUUGGCUUUGGAGGAAGCACAGACAGCGGCCCCAUCCGGCGAGCAGAUAACCAAGGUUUAACCGUAGGAAUUCUCGUGACCAUCCUGUGUCUUCUUGCGGCUGGGUCUGUGGUUUAUCUCAAAAGGAAGACCUUGUUGCGACUGCUGUUUACAAAUAAAAAAACAACCAUUGAAAAGCUAAGGUGUGUGCACCCUUCACGGCCGGCCGGUGGCUCCUGUCCUGGACACGCUCACCUCACCCACCUUGGGAAAAGCCUGGUGAAGAAGCCAGCAGAUUCCAACCCACCUAAGAACAAUCCCAGGAGAAUGCCUCAGUGUCCGAAUGUUGACAUCAGCAGACCCCUCAAAGCCCUGGACAUCCCUCCGCCCAAGUCACCUCAGCGAGUCCUCCCUCCCCUGCACCAGGCUCUGCGUGCACCGAGCAUCCCUGCCAGACCCCUGCCGGCCCACCCUGCAUUUAGGCAGCCCCAGGGAACUCAUAAGCCAAACCCUCCUCAGAAGCCUCUGCCCGCAGGCCCUGUUGGCAGGACGACUCGGUUCGGCAGCACUCCGGGGAGGACCCUGAGGCAGCAGGAGCCUGGGCUCUGCCUGGCACCCCUCAGCUGA
Messenger RNA from Otolemur garnettii (small-eared galago), 2607 nucleotides. It is a transcript of the gene ADAM12, whose product is annotated as ADAM metallopeptidase domain 12. Lineage: Eukaryota; Metazoa; Chordata; Mammalia; Primates; Galagidae. The coding region runs from base 1 to 2607 and encodes 868 amino acids. The record is from RefSeq and is a predicted model, not a curated record. Gene Ontology annotation, molecular function: metalloendopeptidase activity. The transcript is spliced from 22 exons. Gene Ontology annotation, biological process: proteolysis.